This is a messenger RNA of Schistosoma curassoni, 911 nucleotides long. The record is from the annotation of a GenBank genome assembly. NCBI's taxonomy places the organism in Eukaryota, Metazoa, Platyhelminthes, Trematoda, Strigeidida, Schistosomatidae.
GUUUGAUGUUUGAAUUCUGUUCUGCUGUUUAUUUCGAAGGCGGCAGUACGAAUGACUCUCCAAAGUGGUAUUCACGCUGACCCAUAUGAAACAUCUAAACUAGCAGAUUGUAAAAGCCUUUCGUAUAGAGCCGUGAAGCUCAUCAUAGAUAAAGAAAAGAUAGUUUUACUUAUGAAAAUACCAUCUAAAGGUUCUUGGGAAGAUGAUUUUGAUGUUGCGAUGGGGAAGCUUUUAGAUGCCAGCUCUCCGUGUUAUGUGUUUUAUCGUCUUGAUUCCGUCAACUCUUUUGGAAGCGACUGGAUUUUUAUAUGUUAUGUUCCUGAAAGUUCUGACGUGCGUCUAAAAACGAUAUAUGCAGCCACUAAAGCAACUGUUCUUAAGCAGUUUGGAGAUAACUUAAUUAAGGAUGAUAUAACAAUAAAUUGUGUGGGUGAAAUGAACUUAAGGGCCUAUAAAAAAAUUAUGGAAAGUAAAACUGCACCUGGACCUUAUACUGAAGCUGAAAUUGAGGUGGCUGGCAUACACACAGGAGAAGUGACCACUGGACUGCAUUCCAGCUAUCAAACAAUCGGUGGUGUUUCAUUCGCGCUUAGUCCUGAUUCUCGCUCUGUGUUAAAGAAUUUUGGUUCGGGAGAGUGUGAUUACGUUCAGUUAAAAUGUGAUAUCCUUAGUGAAACUAUCAAAGUUUGCGGGACUCGUGAACAUAUUACGCCAAAACAAAUAGCAGAAAUUUGUCCAGAAAAAGAAGGUCGUUAUCAUCUUUUUCGUUUCCGUUAUAUGCUUGAAGGCGAGGAACAUUCUGCUACCUGUAAGUUUAACAUGCAUUUCAGUAAGUACUUUUUUAGAACUCCUGUAGAAAAUUUUCAUUAACUUUGCUUUUGUUGAGGUAUUCCAAAAUACUCUAUCCGCUC